Colletotrichum costaricense is the source of this 870-nucleotide messenger RNA. Its product is annotated as capsule polysaccharide biosynthesis protein. NCBI's taxonomy places the organism in Eukaryota, Fungi, Ascomycota, Sordariomycetes, Glomerellales, Glomerellaceae. The transcript has 2 exons. The record is from RefSeq and is a predicted model, not a curated record. The coding region runs from base 1 to 870 and encodes 289 amino acids.
AUGGCAGAUGCGCUGGGGGCUGCUAAGCCGUGCCUUCGUCAGAUCCUCGAGCAGAUGAUGCAAUCGGUCGCCUCAACCAAAGUCCAGGCAGCAUGGGGAGUGGCCACAGCUGCACUACUGUACCUGAACCUGAAGAGGAUCCCUUUUGUUUGGCAUUUUCGUGUGUUCAGCCACAUUUGGUGGCCCAAGAAUGGGCUUUUCGAGCACAAACCUGGAGCUAUCUUCCAGCCGGUAGUCACACCUUCUCGGGUUGUUCUGCUGGAGACCGACUACAAUUUGCACAAGUCAAAUAGCACCUACUUCUCUGAUCUUGAUGUUGCUAGGACGGACCUUCUCGCCGCCCUGAGAGCUCAAGCAAUUGACGGCGGUCUGUACAAGGAUUACAAGAGAGGUGUUCAAGUUCUGCUCGCAGGCACCUCCUGCACCUUCAAGAAGGAAAUCAAGCCUGGUGCUGCCUUUAACAUGCAAAGCAGAGUCCUCACCUGGGAUAAGAAGUGGCUGUACAUUGUAACCCAUUUUGUCGAGAAGCGGAAAGGGAGCAAGUCGCCCACCUACCAACCAUGGAAGGAAGUAGAUGAAGGCAAGACUGACCAGUCAUCGCCUCUUGUCUAUGCGACAGCAAUCUCGAAAUGCGUUGUCAAAGCCGGUCGUCUCACUGUGCCACCGCAGAAGUUCUUCCAGGCGGCAGGAGUUCUUCCUUCGGAGGACCAACCUGAAGGAUCCAUUGCAGACGUCACGCCAGAUGCAAAUGACUUCGGAGGGUGGACUUGGGAAAAGGUUGAGGAAGAGCGUCUGGAGGCAUUGAAAAUUGCUGAUGGUUUUGCCGGUGGUCUAGAUGCGGCGCACGAGAAAGCCAAUUUGUUGGUUUGA